UUCAGUUUGGUAUCAGAGACACCCUUCCCCUUCUCCCUCAGCUCCGAUGGGAGGCUCCGAUGACGAGGCCUCGCCUUCCCGGCACCUAGCCAAUACCUCUGUUCAGCUGCUUCCCUCUCCUCCUACCACCGACGGCAACUACGUCACGCGCUACAUCAAGUUCAAGCUCGACGCCGAGGUCGGCAACUACAACAAGUGGCACAACUUCUUCCUCUUCGUCCUCACCAAGUACAACGCCCGCGACCAUGUCGAGGAAGAGACGGGAUCCACACCUCGCCAAUGCGGAGUGGCGCGCCACCGAUGUCGACAUUGUUCUCUGGAUCUACACCACCAUCUCUGAUGAACUUCAAGAUGUCAUUCUCCAGGCCGACAACACCGCCUACACCGCGUGGCAAGCUCUCCAGCACUUCUUCACCGAGAACGCCGCUGGCCGUGAGAUCCACCUCGACAAAGAGUUCCACAACAUCAAGCAAGGCGACAUGGGAGUGAUCGCCUACUGCCGCAAGCUCAAGAGCAUCGCUGACCAGCUCGGCGACGUCGGCGCCCCCGUCACCGACAAAAAGCUCACCAUGCGCCUCAUCGACGGGCUCGCCAAGCGUUUCAGGACCCAGGGUGAGCUACUAGCGGGAGGCACCACCUUCCCCACGUUUAUGCAGGCACAAUCUCGUCUGCAACUCGCGGAGCAGAAGCUGAAGUCCGAUGAGGCUGAGACGCCCCAGGUCAUGCACGUCAACGGCAACAACGGCGGUACCGGCGGGAACGGCGCUCCUUCGUACCGCUUCAACGGCACCUGCUACACGUGUGGUGAACUGGGCCACAUGGCUCGCAACUGCACACGUGGAGAUCGCGGCGGUGGGUACCAGGCACAAGGCGGCGGGCAACAGUUUAACGGCCGUGGCGGCGGCACUCAACAGUACAGCCAUCAGACGUACGACACACCUCCUCCCUACGGGCGAGGGCGCGGUCGCGGUCGCGGUCGUGGGCGCGGUGACUACGGCGGCCGUGGCGCCUACAACCCUGGGUUCGGCUACCACAACUCCUCGUACGGCUACGGUGGGCCCCCUCCUGCACAACAGCAUCGUCAGCACACCCGGGCGCCGCCAAACGCCGCCGGCGUCCUCGGACCCCGCCCGGGCGCCCACACCCAGGUGUACCACAUGUACCAGAAUCCGGCUCCACCUCAGCCGCAGCCCGUGUUCGCGCCUCCUCCAGCUGCCUCCUACGACUACUCCGCCAUGUUCAACGCUGCACCAAGCAACUCCACCAACUUCCAUCCCGGCGGCGACUGGGUGAUGGACACCGACGCCACCACGCAUGUCACCAACAGAAUCUUACCUCGUCUCAUUCUUUUGCAAACGUUAAUUCUAGCAGUAUUGUUGUUGGCAAUGGGACGACUAUGCCUAUCUACUCUGUUGGCUCCACAACUCUCCCACCCCGCUCCUUCCUCCUUGAUCAUGUCCUUGUUUCUCCUGCCGUCAUUAAAUCUCUUAUUUCUGUUCGCAAGUUUUCUCGUGACAACUCCUGUUCCAUUGAGUUUGGCCCUUAUGGCUUUUCUGUGAAGGACCUAGCAACUCAGAAUCUACUUCUUCGGUCCAGUAGUAGCGGCGAUCUGUACCCUUUUUUGGCGAUCUCCGGCGCACCAACACGGCCUUGACGGUCUCCACUACCCGUGACUUGUGGCAUCGACGGCUUGGGCACCCUAGUGAUGAUAGUCUCUCAAAAAUGUCUCCUGCUUUUCCUUCUCCAUGUAAUAAAAGUAGUAGCACACCUAGCAUUUGUGAAGCUUGCCAACUUGGACGGCAACCUAGACUUCCUUUUUCCUCUUCCACUAGCUUUACUAUCUCUCCCUUUCAGCUUGUUCAUUGUGAUUUAUGGACGUCACCACUUUGUAGAUUCUCUGGAAAUAAAUAUUAUAUUGU
Messenger RNA from Lolium perenne, 1919 nucleotides. RefSeq lists its product as uncharacterized. The record is from RefSeq and is a predicted model, not a curated record. Lineage: Eukaryota; Viridiplantae; Streptophyta; Magnoliopsida; Poales; Poaceae. Gene Ontology annotation, molecular function: nucleic acid binding; zinc ion binding.